UCCAUCCUUUAUUGCAUCUUCAACCCACCUACACGCAGCCUUGCGCGACUUUCAGGCAACCGCCACACCGUCGAAACAACAGACCUACUCCUACCUAGACGUUCGAGCUCCAUUGCCAUUCACCGAUCAUGGCGGGAAUAUUCAAACGUGUAUAUGAUUGGUUGCUGAGGCUAUUCUGGGCCACUGAGAUGGAUAUCACGAUGAUCGGCUUGCAGAAUGCGGGCAAGACUUCGCUGUUGAGAGUUCUGGCGGGCGGAGAAUUCACUCUCGAUUCGAUUCCGACCGUUGGGUUCAAUAUGAAGCGAGUACAAAAGGGCCAUGUGACGCUGAAAUGCUGGGAUCUCGGAGGACAACCUCGAUUUCGGUCCAUGUGGGAGCGCUAUUGCCGAGGUGUGAACGCUAUCGUGUUCAUCGUCGAUUCUGCAGACACAGAUGCCCUGCCGGUUGCGAGGGACGAGCUCCAUAUGCUCCUGGAGAAGCCGGUUCUAGAGGGUAUCCCUUUGUUGGUACUCGGGAACAAGUCGGAUCUGGACGAGAAGUUAUCGGUCGACGAACUGAUUGAUUCCCUGGACUUGAAGAGUAUCUCGCAUCGUGAAGUAAGCUGCUAUGGUAUCAGUGCGAAAGAGGAGACCAACCUCGAUGCGGUGCUACAAUGGCUCGUUGCUCGUGCAAGCAAGUAGAUGAUCCACAGGUGGCCUUGGUUGACAAACGGAUACCCUUCUCCACCCAACUGGAUGGACAGCGGAAACUGAUAAUGACGAUACGAAAUGACGCAAAAAUAAAGCCUGCCCUCCGGU
This is a messenger RNA of Mollisia scopiformis, 797 nucleotides long. Its product is annotated as P-loop containing nucleoside triphosphate hydrolase protein. Bases 129 to 680 code for a protein of 183 amino acids. NCBI's taxonomy places the organism in Eukaryota, Fungi, Ascomycota, Leotiomycetes, Helotiales, Mollisiaceae. The record is from RefSeq and is a predicted model, not a curated record. Gene Ontology annotation, cellular component: lysosomal membrane. Gene Ontology annotation, biological process: protein transport. The transcript has 4 exons. Gene Ontology annotation, molecular function: GTP binding; GTPase activity.